Molecule: messenger RNA, 3793 nt
Organism: Pieris rapae (cabbage white)
Lineage: Eukaryota; Metazoa; Arthropoda; Insecta; Lepidoptera; Pieridae
Gene: Lkb1
Product: serine/threonine-protein kinase STK11
Exons: 6
Coding region: 435-1769 (444 amino acids)
Biological process (GO): intracellular signal transduction; protein phosphorylation; regulation of cell growth
Cellular component (GO): cytoplasm
Molecular function (GO): protein serine/threonine kinase activity; protein kinase activator activity; ATP binding
Source: RefSeq, a predicted model, not a curated record
GUUUUUCCGUGGUAGUUCAACGAAUACAUUGGUGACUAGUUUUAACAAAGAGGUUAUACUUUUGAUAGAUUCGCUUCAACAUCCAUACUAUGACAUUGUGUUAUCUAUGCACAUAUUCUUUUAAUAAUAUUUCUAUGGCCUAGAUCUUUGACAGAGUUUAGCACUUGAAACUUGUAAGUUGUCAUUGCUGAGUGUCACUUUUGAGGUUUUGUUUAAUUUCUCAAAGCUGUUCAUUUUACGAACCAUUCAUCCCUUUUAUUUACACAUUCAUAAUAUUAUUCUUUCUUACAACAUAUUUAGCUUUAUAAAGAUAUUUAAAUUUAUAUUGAUGAAAUGAAGGAGAUUUAUAUAUUUUGAAAAAUGUGUUAUUUUACAACUAUAAAGUUCUAGUUUUAACAUCGAAUAAUUUUACAAAUGCCCUGUUGUAAUAGAUAAUGGAUCCAAGAAUGUGCAGAAAAAUUAGUAGCAGUGAAAGUCUUCCAGAUGUAGACCAUGAGGAAUUUGAAGUAUCAAAUAUCAUCGCACCGCAAGAAAGCGAGGAUAAUUUUCUUUUGGAGGGCAGCCCAGAACCACAAACCGUGACCUGGCUUGACGACGAUCAAAUUGAUGAUCUUAAUUUAGACCAAACUAACCUAUUUUUUCAUAGAGUUGAUAGUGCUGAUAUAAUUUAUAGAAGCAAGAAAAAAAAGUGUAAAUUGGUAGGCAAAUAUGUAAUGGGUGAUAUAUUAGGGGAAGGUUCCUAUGGAAAAGUUAAAGAAAUGUUAGAUUCUGAGACUUUGUGUAGGCGUGCUGUUAAGAUAUUAAAGAAAAGAAAGUUGCGGAGGAUCCCGAAUGGUGAACAAAAUGUUCAGAGAGAGAUUCAAUUGUUGCGAAUACUUAGGCAUAAAAAUGUGAUAGAACUAGUCGAUGUUAUGUACAAUGAUGAAAAGCAGAAGAUGUAUCUAGUUAUGGAGUUUUGUGUUGGAGUUCUUCAAGAUAUGUUAGAAUCAAGUCCUGGAAAAAAGUUUCCCCAGCAUCAAGCACAUGAAUAUUUUACUCAGCUCCUUGAUGGCUUAGAAUAUUUACAUGGACAAGGUGUGGUGCAUAAAGACAUUAAGCCAGGAAAUCUGCUUUUAACACUGGACCAAACAUUAAAGAUAACUGAUUUUGGAGUUGCAGAGGCUUUGGAUAUGUUCUCACCACAAGACACAUGCUAUACAGGACAAGGUUCACCAGCCUUUCAACCUCCAGAAAUUGCGAAUGGUGCCGAGACCUUUUCAGGCACCAAAGUUGAUAUAUGGAGUAGUGGUGUCACAUUAUACAACAUGACAACAGGGCGGUAUCCGUUCGAGGGCGACAACGUGUAUCGGUUGCUGGAGGCCAUCGGGAGGGCUGAACCGCUUCCUCCGCCCACGUGCGUCGGAAGCUCCCUCUCCGCCCUCUUGGUGCACAUGCUCAAGAGGGACCCGGACCUGAGGCCCACCGUGCAGCAGAUCAGGCGGCACGACUGGGUGCGGUCGAUCCCGCCCCUGGGGCCGGGCGAGAGGAUGGUGCAGCCUCGCUCCCGCAAGUCGGACGAGUUGCACAGCUCCACCGUCGUCCCUUACCUCGUCGAGAGGCAUUACGUGUCCGCGCAGGAGUACUUCACCGAGAGAGAUCUGAGACACGAGUUGGGCGGCGGCGGUUCCGGGAGCCUCUCGACGGCGGAGCUGUCGGAGGGCGGGUCCGGGCAGGCCAAGAGGCGCUGGCACUCGUCGUGCGGGCGUCUGCCCUCGUGCCGCCUCACGUGAUGGUACUCCGAAGUGCGUCGGGUUCGCUUGUGUUUUCUUAGCGAUUACUAAAUUUUUGUUUGACGACUCUCGUCCGGCCAGUGUUUUGAACGUUUUUGAAGUUAAUCGCGAACGUCCGGCGCCGGACGUCGAGUACCUUCAGAGAACUGAAGAUUUCAUUUAGGAAUUAAAAAUUCUGUCGAAUGUAUGUGUAUUGUAAAAAGGUUGGAAUCGUGUCGACCCUGCAAUUGAUUAAUUUUUGAAAAUCUUGAGUCGCGGCGACCGUGUCCGCGGUCGAGAGACGAAUGAGCCCGUUUCAUUUCGUCGGCAGAUCGUUGAAGUCGCAUUUCGCUUCAUCGUUCGUAUUUUGCCGAGGAGUCCCACCGAUGCUACCAAUUCAUGUUUUUGUAAAUAUCUAGUUCAAUUUAGAAAAGAAAAAAUCGGAUUCAUUUCGGGCGAAAUCUCCACGUUAAAAAAGUUGGCGUUCGCUCGCUCAUUCGUGAAUAUUGUAUUUUGUGAAGAGUUAUUUAGAAGACACGAUGAUGUUUAGGUAUAAUCUCUGUCCGCGAUCUACUUACCGCUACUUAUAAUAAAUUAGACAAUAAUAAAGUAUUGCAUAGUUUAAUCGAUCGAUCGUUGCUAUUGUGAUCGGCCAAUUUCAAUAAGACUGACGUUAAACUGUUCUUAGUUUUGCUAAUUAAAAUAUUGUUAUUGGAAUUGGCCAAACAGUAGUGAAAUGCGACUUCCACAAAAUUGCCGCUUUGCAAUAAUUGUAUAUUUUUAGAUUCGACACUUUGUAUUUAAAUUACGCGUUUCGACCUCAAUCGAAAAAAUAUUCACGGUUUAUUCAGUUUAAAUAAUUGUUGUUAUCUUAUUAUUAAAUGUAUUUUGUGUAUGUAUAGAAUUCUAAAGUACAAGUUUGCAAUCACUUCCUUUGAGGUAGAUAAGAAAAAUAUCUUAACUCGAAAAGGAUCCUUUCUCCUGUUAAGAUAUUUUCAACCGUUAAUUUAACGCCACCAAAGUAGUCGGUAUUAAUAUAACAAUUUCAGUGGUUUUUUGAGGAUAUUUCAUUUAUACCGCCGAUCGGGACGGUCCGAGAAGCCUUCUAAGAUUGGUACACUGAAUUUCAAACAAUAAGAAUAUUAAAUUUGGUAACAAUAAAUUAAUAAACCGUUACGAAAAUAGAUUCAAUACUUUGUUUUUGAGACUCGCAUUUCAUAUCAGUUUGCAUGUACUCGGGCCUCACUUUUAUAUAUAUUUUUAUAUUACCUUUGUAAGAAUAUCUUUUCCGGUGAGCAGCCGUUUCAAGAAAUUAAAAGAAUUUAUUGUGAACGUUGCCAUUUCCGCCCACGAUAAAUGACGAACCGAAUGGCGUAAUUAUUGAAAAAGGUCCUGCGACGGACUCCCGAUUAACACAAACAAUGAACGUGAAUUUCUAUCGAAUUUUAAUUCACACAAUAAUUACGCAAUUCCGUUGGUUGUUUUGUCGAAUGUGGCAUUUCGCUGGUAUGAGCGGAUCACUGGUUAUCCGAAUAUAUUGUAUUUCUAAUGUCGAUAAUAAAAACAUGUUGUCGGCUGAAUUGUGCAAUAAAUUGAUAUUUCAGGUGAAGGUUUUUACUGCAAACCGUUCCGAUACGCGUUUACAAAGAUAGUAGUCCUGUUUACCUCUUAUUAAAUGAAAAAGUGAGGACUUUUCGUUUAUAAAGCCACCUAUUUUGAAAAAUCUUUUUCAAUUCCGUUAACGAAAUAACUGUUAGAUUAGAUUCAUAAAAUAUACACUUUUAUUGGUGGGAUGGGGAAUUCGUCGUUUUUAAAACGGGCGUCUUUCGGCAAUUACUUUUGAGAUUAUUGCGCAGAUCUCCUUUCGCCAAAGGCGUAGUUAAACUCUUAGUUGAUAAAUAGUUGUAGUGAAUGAUGAAAAGUGAGGUCCCGCGUUCCCUUAUUUGUUCUGCUUCUAACUCAUUUGUGCCUGAACUGAUGUUGAGCAAUGUUUAACAGAAUAAAAGAGAAUAUUAAUAUAUUGUAAAUAAAAUAUCUAAAUAACA